UUCCUGCCCGCCCCCAGCCUGCGUGCGGAACUUGUGUGGAACCAUUUCCGUGUGCCUGUGAGAGGAUUCUGUUCCUGUGUCUUGUGCCUGUGAGAAAUGCUGAAAAGCUGAGCAGGAGGGAAACUGACCAGUGCUGUGUGCUUGUGUCUUAGCUGGUUAGAGAGAAAGCAAAUCACAGCUUUGUAGCUACAGCCAACUCCUGUAAGCAUGCUGUUUAUGUCAUUGGGCUCUGGUACCAUGUCUGGAGGCUUCAUGUGAUACUGAAAAUGGAGCAGGAGAUAAACUGAGCAACACUGCAUGCCAUAAUUUUCCUGCAUCAUUUUCUGCCCGAAGAAACACUUAAAUUGUCCACCUAAUUCUGGACUGCACCAUGUUCAAAUGUGACGUGCCAGCUGAGAUUGAAUGUCUUUUCAGUAAGCAGUUCCAGUAUAAGAAGACAUCUGAAUGGCAUCUUCCUGGUGCUUCAGAAAUAUUCAGUUCUGAACAUGAAGAACUGAGCAACUUUAUAUCCCUAAAAGAUUCAUUGAACAAAACAAAGAAUCUCCUAAGUGACAAGAAACUUAAUGACUGGCAUCAGCAUACUGCUUUUACAAACCUAGCUGGGCGAGUUGUUCCAGAGGUGCGGAGAUUAGCCAAUGCUGAGCUAUGCACCCAAGCUUGGUGUAAAUUCCAUGAGAUAGCUUGGAAAUAUCCUCUAUUGCCUACAAAUGCUGUAUGGAACAGUGAGUUAAACACAGUUCAUCUCUGUGAGGCCCCAGGUGCUUUCAUAGCUAGUCUCAACCAUUACUUAAAAACUCAGGAUGAUUGCUGUGAUUGGAACUGGGUUGCCAACACUCUUAAUCCUUACCAUGAGGCUAACGAUGGAUUGGUGAUGAUUGCAGAUGAUCGUUUUAUAGCCAACACAUUACCUUGGUGGUAUUUUGGCCCUGACAACACUGGAGAUAUCAUGACUAUAAAGUAUCUUAAUGGGCUUCAGCAGUUCAUCAGCAACAUGUCUGCAGUACAUCUUGUGACAGCAGAUGGCAGCUUUGAUUGUCAGGGCGAUCCAGGGGAACAGGAGUCUCUUGUCUCUCCGCUGCAUUACUGUGAAGUUGUCACAUGUUUGCUAACACUUAGUAAGGGAGGAUCUUUUGUCUUGAAAAUGUUCACACUUUUCCAGCAUUCUUCAAUAAAUCUAAUGUAUCUUCUCAACUGCUGCUUCAGUGAAGUACAUAUCAUUAAACCAGGAACAAGCAAAGCAGGCAACUCAGAAGUAUAUGUGGUUUGUUUAGAUUACUUUGGCAAAGAAGUCAUUCAAGAUAUCCAGCCAAAACUGAUUCACAACUUUGGUACAGGGAUGGCUAGUAAGUCCUUGUUUCCACAGAGGUGCCUUCCUGAAUCUUUCUUGUCGUGCCACUUAGAAUGCUGCACUUUCUUUUACAAGCACCAGACUGAGACAAUUAUUGAAAAUCUUCAACUAUUUUCUGACAUGGGAGAAGAUCAGAAAAAAAGGUUAGCUACAUUACGUGAUUUGGCUGUUUCUUAUUACAGACGCAUGUGCAAUUUGAGACGUAUUCAAAGAAAACAGUGGCUGGUAAAAAAUCCCCGAGCAGGAUGUAGUUUAAAUCCAAGAUGGGUGGGUAUUCGCAAUCGCCGCACUGAUACCUAUAAUGAGAGAAAAAAACUGGAAGCUCUAACAUGGACAGAAAAAGUUGCUCAGGGUUACUUUAAUCCUUGGUUGAAAGACCAUGUUCAAAGUGAUAUGAGUGCUGGGAGCUCACUAGAAUGCCAAUACUAUGACCUAAAACUCAAUGACUGGUACUUUCUGAAGGGAAAUCUUCUACCCAGAAUUCAGAGCUCACCAUUUUGUGAAAAUGACCUGUUAAAGGCUUUAAAUGAAACCAUAGCUGAAUUCUUUAAGGGAACAAUCAACAUUUUAGCACUGCCAAUUUGUUCAUCUUGCUAUGCUCUAAAUAUAGACUCUUUUGCCUCUAUUGUGUUAUCCAUGAUAGAUGGUGACCAGCACAUAUUGAUUUGUGGAACUCAUUCUUUAUAUACAUUUCUGAAUGAAAGACAUAGAUGUUGCAGCUUCUUGGAGACGCCCAUAUCAUAUAAAAGCAUUUCUCUUCUCCAUGAUGGAGAGCCAGUUAAUGAGCUGCAGUUAAUUACACUGGUUGUUUGUGCCCUGCAAAGGUUGGAAAUGGGUGGAUCAUUGGUUCUGCCAAUUCUUUCCUGUUUUACCCGUUUCACUGCAGGUAUUCUAUAUGUAUUGUAUCACUGCUUUCAGUUUAUCACAUUUUUGUGUCCUACUGCCAGUCUGACUCCAGGAACUGACACCGUUCUUCUCUGUUGUGGUUUUAACUCUGUCCCCAGCCAGGUUUUGCAGCAGCUUGAGAAGCUGAAAGAGCUUUUAGACUCUUUGGUGGGUUCAGGAUCACAUCAACAGGUUUUGGAAUUUGUGCCAAUGGAGGCUCUUCUAAAUGGGCCUUUUCUGCAGUUUUUAUGGGAUUUGAACUCGGCUGUGAUAAAACAAAGAUUACAUUUAAUUGGGACAGUAGCUUGUAAAGUAGAGUUUUCUUAAAGGAGAAGGAAAGGCAAAGUCACUUGGGGGUGCCAAAAUGUUAGGCACCCCCAAGUGACU
This is a messenger RNA of Xenopus tropicalis (tropical clawed frog), 2620 nucleotides long. RefSeq names its product cap methyltransferase 2 (gene cmtr2). The coding region runs from base 371 to 2560 and encodes 729 amino acids. Gene Ontology annotation, biological process: 7-methylguanosine mRNA capping. Lineage: Eukaryota; Metazoa; Chordata; Amphibia; Anura; Pipidae. The record is from RefSeq and is a predicted model, not a curated record. Gene Ontology annotation, cellular component: nucleus; cytoplasm. The transcript is spliced from 3 exons. Gene Ontology annotation, molecular function: O-methyltransferase activity; RNA methyltransferase activity; methyltransferase cap2 activity.